AUGCUGACGCUGUUCAGCCUGCUGCUGGUAACCCCAGUGGUGCUGGCUCACAACGUGAACGAUACACUGCUAUGGGGUGCGUAUAGACCGAACCUGUACUUUGGGCUGCGCCCGCGUCUCCCGCAAUCUCUCAUGACCGGCCUCAUGUGGUUUGGAACACAGGACUACCAAUCCUUGGGUCGUAUGUACUUCCUUUGGAAUGCCGGACACUUGAAUGACUUUUACCAAGAAACCAGACAUGCGUGUGAUCAAGGGGACAACCUUGCCAGCUAUACGUGGACGGAAUAUGACCCCAGUGAGGGUGGAGUGCAAGUCAUCAAGGACACGCGUAAUAACGUCAAAAUCACGACCGAGUUCUUGAAGGUUGCGGGUGGUGAUCAUGGGGGAAGCUGGGCCGCGCGAGUCAAGGGUGAACCCAUUGAUCCUUCUACGCCAUCCAGUAUCUCUACCAUCUUUUACUUCGGGCUUGAAGGUAUUGGCGGACUGGAUAUGGAGACAGAUGAGGACGAGAACGGAUUGGAGGGACCCGUUAAACUCUCGGGGUCUACCCCCGAUUUGGAUGAAUUCACCCUCAAGAUUGUAGAUGGCCCUAACAACGUCGCACCAACUGAGGGACCUUAUUACGAAGAGUUUCAAGAGCGCAUAGGCAAGACUCACUAUCUCGGGCUCACUGUGCCGCCAGGGGACGUAUGGAAAGCCAAAGUAGACAUUAUCAUGAAUAACUUGAUCAAGCGCGCCCAAGGUGUCCUCCAACCGUACCGGGAAUCGCCCACACCGCCGCAUCCAUCAUUCACUCUACAGCUCCCCGACGAAGUCUAUACUAGCAGUAACCUCUUUGCAUACCAGAAGAUGUUCGAAGGUCCAUUCCAGUUUGACGUCCUUUAUGACAGUGGAAGCGCGAAACAGAAACUCAGCCCUUCUAUACUCGAUCAAGGGAUUCCUGCACUGGUUGCAUCAUACAAACAACGGUUUCAAGCGACUUUCCCCAUCCCUUCCGACUACCCCAUUUCCAACCGCGCUUCCCUCGAAUCUUUCUCCCGAGAUAUCACUGCCAAUCUCAUUGGAGGUGUCGGAUAUUUCUAUGGCACUUCUAUUGUCAACCGAGGGUUUGCUCAUGAAUGGGACGAAGACGACGAGACUUCCAGCCAUAAUUUCGACAACGGACCGACCAUUACGGAACCGAAAGCACUGCUCACAGCUACUCCGAGUCGUAGUUUCUUCCCCCGAGGGUUCUAUUGGGACGAGGGAUUCCAUCUUCUUCAUAUUGGCGAAUGGGAUAACGAUUUCAGUCUAGAGAUUUUGAAGGAUUGGAUUGGCCUUAUUGAUGAAGACGGCUGGGUUGCUCGUGAACAGAUUCUUGGAGAGGAAGCGCGCAGCAAGGUCCCAGUGGAAUUCCAGACGCAAGUCCCGACUUACGCAAAUCCUCCGACGCUCACCGUCGCUGUGACCGCUUUCAUUGAACGUCUGAAAGCCCAAUCGUCCGGCCCUUCAUCACAGGACCUUGGCAUGGAUUACUCCGUCGGAGGGUCCCAGAUACCUCUCCGAACUGACAGCUCUAAAUCUGGAGGUAAAUACCUUGAAUCCCCGGAGCAUGCUAUGGCUUUCCUAAAGUCUAUCUACAAACCUCUCAAGAGACAUUAUGACUGGUUCCGACGGACCCAGCGAGGACAAAUCAAACAGUACGGUCGUCAAGCACGCUCGAGAACGGAAGCUUAUCGAUGGCGAGGGCGGACUGAGACCCAUGUCUUGACCAGUGGAAUGGACGAUUACCCUCGUGGUCCGCCACAUGCAGGCGAACUGCAUCUGGACUUGAUUUCGUGGAUGGCUUUCUUCACCAGGACGAUGAAGCAGAUUGCGGGGUUCAUUGGGGAAACUGAUGAUGAGUUAACCUUCAUCGAGAUCGAGAAGGCUAUCAUUGGGAAUAUCGAGGACCUUCAUUGGAGCGAGGAAGAUAAGAUGUACUGCGACGUAGGCGUGAAUGACGAAGGCAAUUUUCUAGAUGAAUCGUACUUCGUCUGUCACAAAGGCUACCUCUCCCUGUUCCCCUUCUUACUCCAACUCCUUCCCCCCGACUCCCCCCAUCUCCCCCAUAUUUUGUCACUGAUGCGCGAUCCCGCCCAUCUUUGGACACCUUACGGCCUUCGCAGUCUGUCGCAUUCACACCCCGAGUUUGGCAAAGGCGAAAAUUACUGGAAGGGACCAAUAUGGAUCCAGAUGAAUUAUCUUGCCCUGAGCGCUCUACACAAAACAUAUGCGAAGCAACCAGGACCGCACCAAGCCCACGCGCAGGAGAUAUAUACGAAGUUGAGGCAGAAUGUCAUAAACAACGUUUUCAAGGAAUAUGAACGAACAGGGUAUGUGUGGGAGCAGUAUAACGCCAUGACAGGUGAAGGUCAGCGCAGUCACCCAUUCACUGGCUGGACGUCCCUUAUCACGUUGAUCCUAUCCGAAAAGUAUUAG
Messenger RNA from Pleurotus ostreatus (oyster mushroom), 2460 nucleotides. It is a transcript of the gene CWH41, whose product is annotated as Processing alpha glucosidase I. The record is from RefSeq and is a predicted model, not a curated record. NCBI's taxonomy places the organism in Eukaryota, Fungi, Basidiomycota, Agaricomycetes, Agaricales, Pleurotaceae. Gene Ontology annotation, molecular function: Glc3Man9GlcNAc2 oligosaccharide glucosidase activity. Gene Ontology annotation, cellular component: endoplasmic reticulum membrane. Gene Ontology annotation, biological process: oligosaccharide metabolic process; protein N-linked glycosylation. The transcript is spliced from 14 exons. The coding region runs from base 1 to 2460 and encodes 819 amino acids.